This is a messenger RNA of Paramecium sonneborni, 798 nucleotides long. The record is from the annotation of a GenBank genome assembly. NCBI's taxonomy places the organism in Eukaryota, Ciliophora, Oligohymenophorea, Peniculida, Parameciidae.
AUGUUAUUCGUUUCUGCAAUGUAAAAUGCAUUGGGCUCACCUAAAUAUAAAUCAGCUGAAAAAUAAUAAAAGAAAUAAAAAUCAUCUAUUGAUAGUGAAUAAUUAACUACUCUAUUGUAAUUAGAAGCCGCAUUUCAUGAAAGACUUUACAGCAUUGAUCAUGUUACAAAAUUACUAGAAAUAUAUAGUUAUUUAAUAGAAUAAUUAGAACCUAAUUUACAACCUCUAAAAGAUUACUUCAUAGAAAAAAUGGAAUUUUUAUUGAGUAGACCAGAAACUAUAGAAUUGAUGAUGGAUAAUGAUGAAAGAUCAACAGCUCUUUAGAAUAGAUUUACUACAUUGAUAAAUACUUAAGCACUCGAUUAGCUUAAAAUUAAUGAAGAAUAAAGAUUUAAUCGACCAUUUUUACAAUAAAAUUCUGACUCUAAUUCUAAAAUGAGAUUUAGUGUAUUUAAAAAGCAUUAAGCUAAAGAAAAAGAAAUUUGUAUGGAGGUUUAAGAAAGAAAGUAAGAUUAAAAAGGUGAUAUGAAUUCACUCUUAUAAGAGUAUGAUUAAAUUUCAAAAGAAUAUGAUUCUGUCAUUAAGAAAUAACUUCAAGAUUAAAAUAAUGCUAUCAAUUAAAGAAUGGCUAUUAGAAAAAAUAAGAAAAAACGAACAAAAUAAUCAAAUUCAUAAGAAAACAAAAGAACAUCUGUAGUCAAUCCUGUAAGAACCACACUUUCAAAAUGGAAAUUAAUUAAUGAAAUUCAAGAAAGUGCUCAAUUUUGGCGUCAAUCAAUAAAUAAAAUAAAGAAGUGA